Molecule: messenger RNA, 5383 nt
Organism: Xenopus laevis (African clawed frog)
Lineage: Eukaryota; Metazoa; Chordata; Amphibia; Anura; Pipidae
Gene: trpm2l.L
Product: tripartite motif containing 26 L homeolog
Exons: 33
Coding region: 236-4738 (1500 amino acids)
Source: RefSeq, a predicted model, not a curated record
GGAUGCAGUUGGGGAGACAAUUUACAGAUAAGAACUGGACACAGUGGGAUUUAGUGGGAAGUAGAACGGUCAGAAUUCUGGGGGGGGGAUGCUGAGUCCGGAAUCAAACCGGCUGCUCCCCAUGAAUUUCAAUUCAUGUAGCAAGAGACCCAUCAUAUCUUCUAUCUUUUAUCAAGGGAUCUCCUUUUUUUGUGUUUCCAGGCUGAUGUGCCAAUUCCAUCCUUGAGGUUCACCCAUGGGAAACACAAAGAGCAAAUCUUCUGUUCCGGAUGGAAUUGAUGGAGUCCAGCUACACAGCAACGUAAACUCACCUCACAGACCCGGCACUGCCGAUCCAAAGAAGAAGAAGAAAACUGCACCUAAAUUCAUUGAUGGGGAGAAAGUAGAUGUCCUAAACUCAUGGGUGUCUCAAAACAUCAGGAAGAAAGAGUGCGUGGCCUUCAUCCCUCGAGUCUCUGAGGCUCCCAGUGACAGGGAUUCAUGCAGCUGUGGACACACCAGACACACACAUUUUGGAGACCAUAAAAGUUCUUCAGUGGAACCCGGUACUGUGUGGGACCCCCAUAAACACGUCCGAGAGUUUCCUUCAGAUGCCCACGGAGACCUGACUUUCACUGGCACAACAAGGACUUGGGCAAAGUACGUACGAGCCUCCAAUGAUACCCCUCCUCGCUUGCUCUUUGACUUAAUGACCCAACAGUGGGACCUCAGUGUCCCCAACCUUCUCAUCUCUGUCACUGGAGGAGCCAAGAACUUCAACAUCAGCCCCAGACUCAAGACUGAAUUCAGCCGGGGGCUCGUGACGGCAGCACAGAGUACUGGUGCCUGGAUCAUCACAGGCGGGUCCCAUGCGGGUGUCAUGAAGCACGUCGGAGAGGCUGUGCGGGAUUUCAGUGGAGGCCAACAUGAGUCUGACAUUGUGCUCAUUGGCAUUGCCACCUGGGGCAUCGUACACAACAGGGAGUUGCUGAUCAGUGAGGCGGGAGGAGCCCCCGCUGUUUAUCAGAUGGACGAGGGAUCACAGGGGUCGCUCUGCUGCCUAGAUAAUAACCACACACAUUUCAUUCUGGUGGAUAAUGGGACAUUUGGAAGAUAUGGAGUUGAAAUUCCCCUGAGAGCCAAACUGGAGAAAUACAUCUCAGCGCAAACGAUGGAGAAAGCAGGAACAGCCAUAAAGAUCCCUAUAGUUUGUGUAGUGCUGGAAGGAGGACCCGGGACACUGGAUACUAUCUACAAUUCCAUGUGCAAUAACACACCGUGUGUGAUAGUGGAGGGCUCUGGCCGUGUGGCUGACAUCAUUGCCCAGGUGGCCAAUCUGAAUAUUUCCAGAAUUACCAUCUCUCUGGUCAAGGAGAAGCUGCAGAACCUCUUCCAGGACACUUACGAAAGCUUCACUGAGGCCCAGAUCAUCAUGUGGACAAAAAAGAUUCAGGACAUUGUCCGUAUGGGGUCGCUCCUCACCAUUCUUCGAGAAGAUAAAACUGAAGAACAGGGGAUGGACGUGGCGAUUCUUCAGGCAUUGCUGAAAGCUUCUCGGAGCACUGACCUCUCAGGGCAGGAGAACUGGGACCAUCAGCUCAAACUGGCAGUUGCGUGGAACCGGCCUGAUAUAGCUGAGAGCCAAAUAUUCACUGAAGACUGGAUGUGGAAGCCUUCAGACCUGUAUCCAUCCCUGAUGGUCUCACUAAUUGAUGAUAAGCCUUCCUUUCUUCGUUUAUUUCUGGAACGCGGUGUGAGUCUGUCCGAGUUUCUAACGUGGGAUGUAUUAACUGAAUUAUAUAACAACACUGAGCCUUCGAGUCUGAUUCGCAGCAAAUUGGAGCGACAGGCCAUGUUGGACGAGUCAACAGAAAUAAAUGGGCCGACGAUCCAGCUCCAUCAUGUGUCCCGUGUCCUGCAGGAGCUUCUGGGGGGACGUACUGAGCCAUUGUAUCCUGACGUGAGGUCCCAUCGGACACGGAAUUUGCCACACAUCAAAAUUAAGAUAUCAGGGAAAGUAUCGUCUAUGAGGUUAGCAUCGGAUUGUACACUGCAACUGGAGCACCCUGUCCGAGACCUGUUAAUCUGGUGUAUUGUGCAGAACCGAGCGGAGCUGGCAGAGAUCAUAUGGUGCCAGUCCCAGGACUGUAUCGUUGGAGCUCUGGCCUGCAGUAAGAUCCUCAAAGCUCUCUCCAAAGAGGAGGAUGACACAGAAAGCAUGGAGAACAUGAAAGUGCUGGCUGACGUUUAUGAGGAAAGAGCAGCAGGGGUCUUUUCUGAGUGUUAUGAAAGUGAUGAGAGUCGGGCUGAACAACUUCUCAUUCGCGUCUCUUCCAUAUGGGGAAAAACAACCUCCUUGGACCUUGCUCAGGAAUCUCAGGGACAAGCCUUCAUGUCCCAGGGUGGGGUACAGAUGUUCCUCAAUAAGACCUGGUGUGGGAAACUCUCAGUGGACAAUGGGCUUCUGGCCAUUCUCCUGUGUAUGUUGCUCUUCCCUCUCAUAUACACUGGCCUUGUUAUGUACAGGAACAAACCACUGGCCCCGCGGAGCAGUCGCAGACCGGACAUUAACGGACAGAUGAAAUCGCCAGUCAGAAGCUCACAGACACGCAACUGUCUCAAGAAGUUCUUGCAUUUCUUCACUGCUCCCAUUGUGAAGUUCUACUAUAAUGUUGUGUCCUACAUUGGCUUCCUUUGGCUUUUUGCCUAUGUCCUGAUGAUGGAUUUCCAGACUUCCCCUUCAUGGAGAGAAUAUCUUCUAUACAUUUGGGUCUUUUCCAUCUUUUGCGAGGAGCUUCGCCAGUUGCUGUACGACCCAGACAGGCUUGGGUUUGUAGUGAAAUCUGCUCAAUACAUAAGCGAGUUCUGGAACCAGAUAGAUUCAACGGCUCUCGUCCUAUUUGCAGUUGGUCUCAUUUGCAGAUUGGCAAGUGUGGAUACAGUUUACCUGGGCCGUGUUUUUCUGUCCAUAGACUUCAUGAUAUUUUGUGUUCGUCUUCUGCACAUCUUUACAGUGAGCAAAGUUCUUGGUCCCAAGAUCAUAAUGCUUCGUCGCAUGGUAAUGGAUUUAUUUUUCUUCCUUUUCCUCCUGGCUAUUUGGAUCGUAUCAUAUGGAGUAGCAAAGCAGGCCAUACUGACCAGCAAUGAAAUCAGGUUGAAUUGGAUCUUCAGGAAUAUUGUCUAUGAACCUUAUCUCACUCUCUUUGGGCAAAUGCCAUCUGAUAUCGACGGCUUGAACUUUGAUCCAACAAAAUGUAGCCAGGAUGGCACAAAUCCCUUACUGCCCAAAUGUGUGUACAAUGAUGGUUCUGGAAACCCUCUCUUUCCUGAAUGGCUGACAAUUAUUUUAACGUGUAUUUACUUGCUGAUGGCAAACAUCCUUCUGUUGAACCUUCUCAUCGCUAUGUUCAGUAACACAUUCGGAGAUGUAGAAAGUCACACAGAUCAGAUCUGGAAGUUCUACCGCUUUGGCCUAAUAAAGGAAUAUAACGAGCGCCCAGCAGCUCCGCCACCUUUCAUUCUGCUGAGUCAUUUCUACUUUCUCCUGAAAUACGGGCUCAGCAAACGUUCCACCAUGAGCCACAAAGCCAUGAGAUCUGUAAUAGAUGAAGCAGGAGAAUCAUCUCUUCUCUCGUGGGAAUUGUACAUGAGAGACAAUUAUGUGCAUAACCGGCAGCUGUUGGACGCACAGAGUCAGGAGAAUGUUGUGAAGAACACGGCUGAGAGUGUCUCUGCUGUGCUAAAAAUGCUCAGUAUGGAGAAAGGCAGUGACGGGCAGAACAUGGAGAGGAGGAUGUUCCUACUGGAAGACGAGGUUUCCAAAUCUUCUCAGAAACUUCAAUGGAUCAUAUCGGCCCUGCGUGAGAAAGGUUUUACUGGCAAAGCCCAGAUGUUUGUUCACAGCAACUCUCAGGAUUUGGAGGAGAAGGCCUCUCUUGGGUCAGAUUCUUUAGGGGACAAAAAGUCUAUUUAUCAUGUAAAUAGCAGAACCCUGCAGUACCCGAACUCCAACACCACACGUUACCCAGUCCCAGAUGAGAUGGUGCCGUGGGAGGUGACAUUCCCAGGCUAUGACCCUCCCUUCCUCAUUGCGGACAGAGAUGAUCGGGGGGCCUAUGAUCCCCAUUCAGAGAUGUCACAGACCAAUAGGAAAUACAAUGGAGUGGAUGGUGCGUUGGAUUUCCGGAGCUCAUGUGGUACAUACCUUGUACAUGAGGGGGUCCCACUGAACCCAAUGGGUCGAACAGGUCUGAGAGGAGUUGGAAGUCUUCGUUGGUUUGGGCCAAAUCAUUCUCUGCACCCAGUAAUAACCCGCUGGAAUACACUGCCCAAUGGCUCUCUGGACAGAAAGAUUUCACGGAAGAAGCUGGAGGUUUUGGUUGUGAAACAAAUAGACAAUGAGCUGUGGGCACUGCCAGGGGGGACUCUGAGCCCAGGAGAAGACAUUCCUCCCAAACUUAAAUCUAUUCUCAAUGAGAAAUAUGUGAAAAAGUUCUCAGAUCUCCUCAGAGGUGGGACAGAGGUGUUUCGGGGGUAUCUAGAUGACCCGAGGAAUACGGACAAUUCCUGGAUUGAAACACGGGCUGUAAAUAUUCAUAUGGACUCAGACGAGAAACUGAGUCGAUUCCUACAGAAUGUGAAUGACUCCAGCCCUGGGGUUUCUCUCCGCUGGCAAAUCCUGGACCACAAGAUCCCAAUCUAUGCGGAUGAGAAGGAAAUUCUCCAGAGAACAGCAGAAGUGCAUGGGACACAUUACUAACACAACUGCCUCCAUCACAACAGCAACACAAAGUGACCACAACGUUAUAUCCACACAGUGACCAGAAAGUAAGAGAAAAGUGUUGCAAACUGUGUGAAGGAUCUCACAGCAAAGCUGAAUAGACUUAUACGGUUACUGUACAAACACAAACUUUAUUUUGUUCCAUUUGCUGCUGAAUUACAGACAACGUGUAACUUGUAUCAUUGUGUGUUUGUGCCAUUAAGUCUAUGGGGCGCGUGACAAUCCUCAUAUUAUAAUGUUCAGUAGAAUAAACAGCCCAGAGAAGCAAUGGCGAGGAUCUUAUAUCCAAUAUAUCCAAUAUAUCCAAUAUAUCAUUCUCAUCAGGGGCAGUUUGUGAAGAAUUUAUUAUUUUAUUGCCCCAUUGAGAGAGAAAAAUGGCGGCAGAUGCCAAACAUACAGUAAAGGGACAUCAGAAAGGAACUUAUAGUCGAGAUCAGUCUGGGGGAAUAAUAGUAGAGAAUGUUCUGAGCAAACGUCUGAUCCAGAAUAUGGAAUCCUCCUGUGUUCUCUGUAGUCACUUUGUGACAUUGUAUUUUACUAUGGAAUAAACCCAAUAGUGACCAUGAUGGCUGCACUUACUUAUGUCCAGUAUUUCUCUCAGCGCAUUGAAAGUUGCCUGUAAUU